CAAAUAUUCAACAGAGUUAAAAAAAAAAAAAGAAUAAUUUUAUUUUUUAAAGAGAAAAAAAAAUCAAUUAAGUGAAAAAUGGAUUCUCAAAAUGCAAGCUACCAAGCCGGUCAAGCCAAGGCCACCACCGAGGAGAAAGCUAGCAACAUGUCAGAAAAGGCUAGUUGUGCUGCCCAAUCUGCAAAGGAAUCCAUGCAAGAGGCUGGAUCACAAAUGCAAGAAAAGGCAAAAGACACAAUGGACUCAGUCAAGGAAGCCACUGGAAUGAACAAAUAAAGCACCUAAGUUUGAGCUUUUAUUAUUAGCUAUAAGUAUAAAUGUAGUUAUAAUCUUAUUAUUAUUAAUAAUAAGUGAGUGAAUUAAGCUUGCAAAUGAGCUGCUUUAUGAACUAAUAUCGUUAUUAUGAAUGUAAGAUAACUAUUUUUUA
This is a messenger RNA of Amaranthus tricolor (Joseph's coat), 427 nucleotides long. RefSeq names its product stress-induced protein KIN2-like. The record is from RefSeq and is a predicted model, not a curated record. Bases 79 to 276 code for a protein of 65 amino acids. The transcript is spliced from 3 exons. Lineage: Eukaryota; Viridiplantae; Streptophyta; Magnoliopsida; Caryophyllales; Amaranthaceae.